Trametes versicolor FP-101664 SS1 is the source of this 1669-nucleotide messenger RNA. Its product is annotated as peptidase S10 serine carboxypeptidase. The transcript has 8 exons. Gene Ontology annotation, biological process: proteolysis. Lineage: Eukaryota; Fungi; Basidiomycota; Agaricomycetes; Polyporales; Polyporaceae. The coding region runs from base 38 to 1552 and encodes 504 amino acids. The record is from RefSeq and is a predicted model, not a curated record. Gene Ontology annotation, cellular component: fungal-type vacuole. Gene Ontology annotation, molecular function: serine-type carboxypeptidase activity.
CGAAACUCCACCAUCUCUAACAUCUCGUGCGCCACGGAUGAGCUGGUCGAUCGCUUUGGCAGGUCUCGUAGCUUGUCUCGCUGUGCAAGCUGCGGCUUCUGGAUUCUCGAACGAAUUCCAGGCAGUUGGAGCUGGAGACCAACAUGUCUUAGAGCCCGGAAGCCUAAAUGGCAGCAUUCCGCCAGAUACCGUUGAAUUGGAACACUUCACGCACCCGGCGUUUGCGGAUUAUCGACUGCGGAUCACCGAGCCAAAGCUGUGCGACCCCUCUGUAAAGCAAUACUCUGGGUAUCUCGACAUCUCAGAGACCCGACACCUUUUCUUCUGGUUCUUUGAGGCUCGUCAAGACCCUGAUGCGGCUCCUCUCGUGAUGUGGCUCAACGGUGGGCCGGGGUGCAGCUCGACGACGGGCCUCUUCUUCGAAUUGGGCCCGUGCACUGUCCUUGACGAUGGGAGCAGCCCUCGCAACCCGUACUCGUGGAAUAACAUCGCCAACGUGCUCUUCCUGGACCAACCCAUCGGUACCGGAUUUUCAUACUCCUCCGACGGCUCCAAGGUCGACACUCUCGCGGACCUCGCAGUGGACGUGUACGCAUUCCUGCAGCUUUUCGCCGCCCGCUUCCCGUCCCUGGGUGCGAAGCCACUUCACCUCGCAGCCGAGAGCUGGGGUGGGCACUACGGACCGAACAUCGCGAGCUACGUGCACAAGAUGAAUAAGCGGGGCGUGUACGCGCCGUUCCCCGGACAAAGACACAUCAAUCUGGCGUCGCUCAUCCUCGCGAACGGUCUUACGGACCCUGCCGUCCAGUUCGCAUCCGUACCGGAGUACAUGUGUGGCGCCGCGCCGUACCCGCCUUUCAAGCCCGAUAGCGCCGAGUGCCGCGCGAUGAAGGUGGAAGGUCCAAUAUGCAAGAGGAUGAUCGAGAGUUGCUACCGCUUCCCGUCGAAGACGACAUGCGACCCAGCAACCGUGUAUUGCUGGUCGCGGAUGCUGGUCCCGAUGUCAAACAGGGGUGUGAACCCCUAUGACUUGCGCCUCCCUUGCGCAGAUCCUGAGGGCAGCUGUUACGCCGAAUUUCAUGGCCUCGCGGCAUACAUGAACGAGCACCGCCAUGAGCUCGGCGCCGACGACGAGGCGGGCGAAUUUGUGCAUUGCAACAUGACCGUCAACCGUGGAUUUUACUUGCAGGGUCAAGCCAUGCUUAACAGCGCUGCGCUGCUCCCAGCGCUGAUCAAGGAUGGCUUGCGGCUGCUUGUUUUCGCGGGUGACACCGACGGCAUAUGCAACUUCAUAGGCGUCGAACGCUGGAUGUUACAGCUCGAGCAUGUGCUCCACCUGGACUUCGUGAAUGCGCCGCCCUUGGAAUUUAUCGCAAACGACACUGGUGAGGUUGGCGGUAAGGUGCGCAAGUCAGGAGGAUCUGGCGCUGGAAAUGUCACCUUCGUACAGAUAUAUGAAGCAGGCCACAUGGCUCCCCAUGAUCAGCCCGAAGCUACUCUGGAUAUGAUCACUCGUUGGAUCAAAGACAUUCCCUUCGACGUGGUCGACUAGCGUUGUGCCGUUCAUAGUCCUGCACCUUGACUUUCAACGCCGAACACAUGGCUCCCAAUGUAAAACUUGACACGUUGUACACACAUCCCUGCUCAAAUAUACGCACCUGUACUUCUC